CUGCCUCCUUCUCUCUUCCCCCUCCCCCCCCUUCUCUCUCUCUUUACUUAUUCAUAUAUAUUGUGAGCUUCAGUUGUUCCUCGUUCGGCUCAGAGUGACACUCUUAUUUAUCGAAAAAUAAAGAAUAUGGGUUUGCAAGAUCCCCACCCCUUCAACUUCGUGGACCUCAAGGACAAGAACCUACAGGUGGACGGAAAAACUCUGGUUCUGGCCGCCAUUUUCCUGCUCCUGCUCGUCGUCUCCAUCGUCUCCUUCCUCUACUUCCUCUACGUGUGCAUCCACCGGAGCCGGCUGGCGGCGGUGAGGCCGGCCAGCGGUGCGGAGGCGGCGGAGGCCGGGCCACGGAAGGGGCUGGAAAUGGCGGCCAUCAACUGCCUCCCGAUUGAGUCCUAUGGGUCGGGCGGAGGCGGGUGUCGGGUCGGGUACUGCUCCAUUUGUCUCGGCGGGUUCCAGGACGGCGAGAAAGUGAAGGUGCUGCCGCUGUGCCACCACGGUUUCCACUCCGAGUGCGUCGACAAGUGGCUGCUGAAGGCGGCGACUUGCCCGCUUUGCCGAUCGGUGGUGGUCAGAGUCGACUCAGUGACUCAGUUGGACCCGGACAUUCCGUAAGGGCUUAGUUUGAAGAGUCCGAAGGUUGAGUUGGAUUUGGAUUCGGAGGAUUUGUUUUUAGAAAUCCAAAUCCAAGUAGGAUUAAAAAUUGGGCGCUCAGAAUUUUAAUGUGGAAUUUUUUUGUGAAAAUAAUGUGAUAGGCUGAGGCUGAUAGUAAAUUAGUAAUCACUUUGAAAUUUGAAUUAAAAAAUGAUGUUAAUAUUCUUGGCUCGACUGGAGGACCAAACAAAAUUAACAACAAAACUACGCUUCUACGGUGCCUAAACAGAACCCA
Molecule: messenger RNA, 883 nt
Organism: Diospyros lotus (date-plum)
Lineage: Eukaryota; Viridiplantae; Streptophyta; Magnoliopsida; Ericales; Ebenaceae
Product: RING-H2 finger protein ATL66-like
Exons: 1
Coding region: 127-609 (160 amino acids)
Source: RefSeq, a predicted model, not a curated record